AUGGCCGCCUCCCCGCCAGCAGCAGACGUGAUGGACACAAGCGACGAAAUGAACUCUGUAAUGGACUCUAAUGAGCGUUUGGCACCAGAAAAUGGAGAGGAAGCCGGAGAGAAAGACUCGGGUAAAACUAAACAACCAGAAGCGGAGGAACCUUUCAAGAAACCGGCUCUUUUUGCGGCGCCUAGCUUCACCGCAAAACGCACCAACGUCACUGCUCCGUCCAAACCCAUCACAGAAAAUAAAGCUGACGGCGAAGGCAAAACUUCUGAAAAAGGCCAAGAAAAGGACAAAAAGUCCGAAAAGGACAAAACCAAACCAGAAGCUAAACCUCGAGCGUUCACUCCUAAAGCCCCCCAAGUUGGCAAAUUACCCCCUCUCCCUUACACAGAGCCUCCCUGGGGUGGCACUGCUUCAGAUACCCCGUACGCUCUUGAAAUCCUAAAAAAUGGCACCAUAGUGGAUCAGGUACCAUUAGUGGACAAAAGCUACUUUGUGGUUGGACGUUUACCUGUGUGCGAUCUCUCCCUGGAGCACCCCUCAAUCUCCAGAUACCACGCAGUGAUUCAAUACCGUGGAGAGGCCGGAGAGGACGCGGGCUGCAUGGGAGAAGAGAAGGGCUUCUACAUCUACGACUUGAGCAGCACGCACGGCACUGUGGUGAACAAGAACAAGAUCCCACCGAAAACUUACAUCAGAGUCCGCGUGGGGCACGUGUUGAAGUUUGGAGGAAGCACGAGGCUUUUUAUCCUGCAGGGUCCAGAGUUUGAUGAGGAAGACGAGUCUGAACUGACAGUGACAGAGUUGAGGGAAAAAGCUCGCAAACAGAAGGAAGAGCUGGAGAGGAGGAUGAUGGGAGAUGGUUCUGAUGAGGAAAAGGAAGAAAAGGAGGAGGAUGAAAACAAGGGCGAUGGCAGAGUGUCAAAUGAAGACUCUGGCUGUUCGUGGGGAAUGGCCGAAGAAGCAGCACCAGAGGAAGACGAGAACGAGGAAAACCCCUUUUCAACAGAAUUCCACGAAGACCAGGAAGCAGCCUACCUGAAGGACCCCAAGAAGGCUUUGCAGGGCUUUUAUGACAGAGAAGGGGAGGAGCUGGAGUUUGAGUAUGAGGACAAGAACCACGGCACCUGGCUUUGUAGAAUAAAGCUGCCGGUGGACGACGCUACGGGUCGGCAGCUGGUUGCAGAGGUGACCCACACAGGAAAGAAGAAAGAAGCUGCCAUCCAGUGCUGCCUGGAGGCGUGUCGAAUGCUGGAAGCCAGAGGGCUGCUGCGCCAGGAAGCAGUGUCCCGUAAGCGCAAGAAGAAGAACUGGGAAGACGAUGACUACUAUGACAGCGAUGAUGACACCUUCCUGGAUAGAACCGGCACAGUGGAGAGGAAAAGGCAGGAACGAAUGAAGAAAGCGGGAAAGCUCGAGGAGCGGCCCGAGACCUAUGACUCACUGGUGGCCAAACUGGAAGAGGUGGAGAAGGAGUUGGCAGAGACUCAGAAAAAGCUCAGUGCUGGAAAAGGAGAGUCUUUGACGUCAUCGACUGAGGACUCGCUGGAGGCCUUCAUGACCGCAGUGAAAAGCGAGGUAGCGAUGGACGCGGUGGAGCGCAGGAAGCUUCACGUGCACAUGGCCGACUUGCGGAAAGAUGCUCAGAGGCUCCGCAAACUGGUUGAACUCACGAGGCCAGCGCAGAUGCCCUCCUUGCUGCCCGGCAGCUCAGAGCAGAAGUCGAAAAAGACCCUGCCGAUGUUUGGAGCCAUGAAGGGAGGGAGCAAAUUCAAACUGAAAACUGGUACUAUUGGGAAGUUGCCUCCUAAGCGGCCUAACCUGCCUGCUGAGCUCUUCAACAUGAAAGAACUUCCACCUGAUGGGGAAGAAGAAGAAGAGGAGGAGGAGGAGGAGGAAGAAGAAGAAAAAGCACAAGAAGAAGGGGAGGCAGUGGCAGACAAAAGUGAGGAUAAUGAUGAACUACCUGGUAAAAGUAUUGCUGAGUCCGGCGCAUCGACAUCUAAAGAAUCGUCUCCUUCUGAGAAUAAAAGAGAUCAACUUAAAGUCUCAGAACACCUGAAAGAUCAAAGCCACAAACAGCAGAGGAGGAGUGGGGAGUCUGAAGCAGCGGAGCAGGUUCCCGAGCAUAGCGGCAACAAGCCGGCGGCCCUUUCGAGUCCAGAGUCCAAAUCCAAAGGUGCCGGCGAGCCAGCGACAGACCCCAGCCCCAAGAAAAAGAAGAGAGCGAUGGGCCCCGGCAGGCCUCCUGUGCAGCUGUCAGCACAGUAUCCACAAGACGACCCCGAUUAUUCUGUGUGGGUGCCUCCUGCAGGUCAGACUGGAGAUGGACGCACACACCUAAAUGACAAGUAUGGCUACUGAGGGGGAAACAUAACAGAGCUCUUCUGUUUCUACGCGAGAUAAUACCUGCAGUACAAAGCCUCCAGUCUCCUUAGCCCCGACCAUUAACCCCCUCCAACCCAGCCCAACCACUGCUUAACAACACAGAAGCCUGUAACAGAGCGGGACGGGCUGAGACAGUAAUGCUGCACGUUUUUACUUCUCUCUCUAGGAGAUUAUUCGAAACGGCACACCGUUUGGGUUCACAUUAAACAAGCAGAGCGGACUCUGGGCAGCCAGUGUGCUGGCACUCUUCCCCACUCAUAAUAAUGGAGUUGGAUAGCACUUGAAUUUUUUACUUUUUAAAGAAAAAAAUUAAAAGGAAAGGUGGGAAAUUUCAAUUGAAUUUUGAGCAGAAAAUAUGAGGAGACAGAGCAAGAGCAGCAACUGAUCCAAAUUCAGCUUUCUAGUCUUUGGCUGCUCCUCUUGCAGUUAAAUCCACCUGACAUCCAAUCUGUAUCCCUCCCCUGUUUGGCUUCAGUCGCUUGCUGGCAUAACCUUUUUUUUCCUCCUCCAAAGGAGUGUGUGUAGCAGGGAGGGAGAAAGAGGGAGAGCAUUGGAGCAGCUUUUCUGACCAUCUGGACACUUGGAUAGCUUACUGGAUGAAACGCAAGCUGAUAAUGACUCAAGCUAAGUGGAGUGUGUGUGUCUGUAUCCAUUCAGACACACACACACAGCCCAACCUUCUCAAAGUUCUAUUUUUUUUUUUUUUAACAAGAUUGCCUUUAUGAGCGAGUUAGCGGUUGGUGUGCGUUUGCCCGGAGCAGGAUUCCUCGCUUUGCAAAAUCCCACUCAUUGCUGUUCUCUUGGUUUCCUGCCAGACUUUCCACCCUCUUUCCUGUUGUCUUUGCUCAAAACACAAGUUAAUAAACUGUAUUUUGUUACAUAAAUGUAUAAUAAAAUUGUCUGUACAUAA
Molecule: messenger RNA, 3295 nt
Organism: Neolamprologus brichardi
Lineage: Eukaryota; Metazoa; Chordata; Actinopteri; Cichliformes; Cichlidae
Gene: slc4a1ap
Product: solute carrier family 4 member 1 adaptor protein
Molecular function (GO): protein binding
Source: RefSeq, a predicted model, not a curated record